AAACAGUCCGGUUCUUUGUUUUAAUUUUGUUUGCAACCAUUUUUUAUCUGCACUUUUGUAUAAUUUUUUGUAUUUUUCAUUUAAACUUUGCUUAUUCUCUAGACACAGCCUCCGCCGCCAACAGUUAUACAUCCGGCCGAUAAUGCUCGACUACAAGAGGAUUACGUUGUGCCUGUCGCCUGUACUGCUGGCGCUGCUGUGGCAGUUCCGUGACGAGCCAUUGGCAGUGUGUACGUGCAUAUCUGCGCUGGCAGGCCUAGCAACAUGGUGCCUGGUUCCUGCGACUACAUCGGCCUUCAAGCGGGUGGGUCUGUCUGGCACAGAUCUGUCGAAGCCCUCGCAGCCCGUGCUGGCUGAGAGCAUGGGCGUGGUAGCAGCGACAUUCCGCAACUGGUGGACCACGCAGGACCCACAAUCUGCCGAGCACAGCUCGCAUAUUUUUCCGUUUGACCGUCUGGGUGAGUACCUGUCGGCACUGCUGUCGCUGCAAAGCAUGGUUUUUCUGGGCUUUGCCGACGAUGUCUUUGACUUGAGGUGGCGGUUCAAGCUUUUGCUUCCAACCAUCGCGUCUAUCCCGAUUCUCAUUGUUUACUAUGUCGGUUACGGCGUGACUCACGUCAUGGUUCCUGUGUUUAUGCGCCCCUGGUUAGGGACCCACAUCGUCGACCUGGGCACGCUGUACUACGUGUAUAUCGGGCUGAUGGCUGUGUUCUGCACCAACGCAAUCAACAUUCUAGCGGGCAUCAAUGGUGUUGAGGUCGGCCAAUCCAUUAUCAUAGCGCUGUCGAUCAUUGCCAAGGACAUCGCCAACGUCAACAGCGGCAAUGCGGAAGCCGACUACCACCAUUCCCGUGUGUUCGUCGGCGAUACAUACUGCUAUUUUGCCGGGAUGACAUUUGCCGUGUGUGGCAUUCUGGGCCACUUUUCAAAGACACUGCUGCUGCUCUUCUUGCCGCAAGUAUUUAAUUUUGUGUACUCUGCGCCCCAGAUAUUUGGUCUGGUGCCGUGUCCGCGGCACAGGCUGCCCAAAAUGGCAGUUGAAAGCCCGCUUCCGCGCCGUCUGGUUGCAAGACUGCAGCAGGAAGCAAACUCGGACCAUGCCUCAGCCCCACCUUCUGACUCUGACUCUGGCUCUGAAAUUGCCGUCGGAGCCCUUGCGCACGCCGGCUCAGACGCGCAGCGCGAAGAAUCUCCCAGCCAUACUAGUGGCACUCACCGGACCUUGUCAACUGCGAUGCUGAGCUUUGCCAAGGGCAAGUCUCUCAAGUCUACGAAAGAUGCAUCAACAGUGGCUGGCUCCCGCUCUCGGUCUCGGUCCUCGAGCGCCAGGGGCAGCAUGAGCGGCGGAUCCAUGAAUUCCACCGCGUACAUGGUGCCCAGCAGAGCCUCGCUCGAAGGGGCAAAGCCACUGGGUCUGACUAUAAUUCGGCUAUACGAGCUCAUUGGAAUUGCGGACGUCGAGCGGGACGAGCAGGGCAACAUGGUCAGCGUCAACAACCUGACGUUGCUGAAUCUGGUGCUGCUCAAUGAAUCGCAGCUGAACAACCGCAUCCUGUUGAUCCAGGUGCUCAACUCUGUGUUGGCGUUCAUCAUCCGCUAUCGUCUGUCGCACUUGUUUUAUUUCUAAACCCCUGUAAAUACACUUUGAACGAGCACGAAAGAGAAA
Messenger RNA from Kickxella alabastrina, 1666 nucleotides. RefSeq names its product glycosyl transferase family 4-domain-containing protein. Gene Ontology annotation, cellular component: membrane. NCBI's taxonomy places the organism in Eukaryota, Fungi, Kickxellomycota, Kickxellomycetes, Kickxellales, Kickxellaceae. Bases 143 to 1627 code for a protein of 494 amino acids. The record is from RefSeq and is a predicted model, not a curated record. Gene Ontology annotation, molecular function: UDP-N-acetylglucosamine-dolichyl-phosphate N-acetylglucosaminephosphotransferase activity. The transcript is spliced from 4 exons. Gene Ontology annotation, biological process: dolichol-linked oligosaccharide biosynthetic process; protein N-linked glycosylation.